UGGCCCCGGGGAGCUGGUCUCGGUUCCCUGCAGCCGGCCGGGGCGGCGAGAGCCCAGCCGGGCCCGGCUCCGGCGGCGGCCUUGGCUCUUCGCUUCCUUUGGCUGGGGCGACUCCGGCGGCAGUGCCGGGCGCUCCGGGGACCCAGCUUGUCUUCAGGAUCUCUACCCGCCCUGAGGGCUGCCUUGCAGACUCGGGACUGGCCAUGGAUGGCUUAGGGCAGCUCAGGAGGAACACCCCUCUUCGGCGACUAAUCAAGCAGGAGGACACCCCGAUUCCACCAACACUCCACUGGUCCGGGCGUGUGACAGGCCGGUGCUUUCUGAGAUGUCCUUGCCUCUGACCCAGAAGCCAUGGAGGAGAUAAGGUAGCCCCCAUCCCUGUAUCAGAUGGGGAAGCCCAGUUCAAUGGAUACAAAAUACAAGGAUGACUUAUUUCGGAAGUACGUGCAGUUCCAUGAGGGCAAAGUGGACACCACCCCCGGCAAGCAGCGGCCCGGCAGUGAUGAGUACCUGCGGGUGGCCGCCUCGACCCUGCUCAGCCUGCACAAGGUGGAUCCCUUUUAUCGAUUCCGGCUGAUCCAGUUCUAUGAGGUGGUGGAGAGCUCCCUGCGCUCACGGAGCUCCGCCAGCCUGCGGUCUUUGCAUUGCGCCUUCAGCGUGCUGGAAACAGUGGGCGUCAACCUCUUCCUCUAUCCUUGGAAGAAGGAAUUCAGAAGCAUCAAGACCUACACAGGCCCCUUUGUUUAUUAUGUGAAGUCCACGUUACUGGAAGAGGACAUCCAAGCCAUCCUGAAUUACAUGGGCUACUUGCCUGAGUUGGGGACUGUGUACAAGCUCAGAGAGCUUGUGGAGACCCUCCAGGUGAAGAUGGUCUCCUUUGAACUCUUUCUGGCCAAGGUGGAGUGUGAGCAGAUGCUAGAAAUCCACUCACAAGUCAAGGACAAGGGCUACUCUGAGCUGGAUGUUGUGAGCGAGCGCAAGAGCAGCACAGAGGACGUGCGCGGUUGCUCCGACGCCCUGCGGCGCCGGGCUGAGGGCCGGGAGCACCUAACGGCUUCGAUGGCCCGUGUGGCACUCCAGAAGUCAGCCAGUGAGCGGGCGGCCAAGGACUACUACAAGCCCCGUGUGACCAAGCCCUCGAGGUCAGUGGAUGCCUACGACAGCUACUGGGAGAGCCGGAAGCCCCCGCUGAAGGCCUCGCUGAGCCUGCGGAAGGAGCCCGCGGCAGCAGAUUUGGGAGACGACCUCAAGGACGAGAUCAUCCGCCCAUCUGCCUCGCUCCUAGCCAUGUCCAGCUCCCCCCACGGCAGCCCAGAUGACCUUCCAUCCUCCUCCCCCAGCAAUGGCCUUGGCCUGCUGCGUAGCACAUACUUCUCCGCUCAGGAUGAUGUGGAUCUGUACACAGACUCGGAACCUCGGGCCACAUACCGGAGGCAGGAUGCCCUGCGGCCGGAUGUGUGGCUGGUCAGAAAUGAUGCCCAUCCCCUCUACCACAAGCGCUCGCCCCCUGCCAAAGAGUCUGUUCUGUCCAAGUGCCAAAACUGUGGCCUGUCCUGCAGCUCCUCCCUCUGCCAGCACUGCGACAGCCUGCUUGCCCCGGCCCCGAAGCCCAGCGUCUUCCCCAGCAAGACCUCUACCCACGACAGCCUGGCCCACGGGUCAUCUCUGCGGGAGAAGUACGCUGGCCAGACUCAGGGCUUCGACCGGCUGCCACACCUCCACUCCAAGUCCAAGCCCUCUACCACCGCCACCUCCCGCUGUGGCUUCUGUAACCGCCCAGGUGCCACCAACACCUGCACCCAGUGUUCAAAAGUCUCCUGUGAUGCCUGCCUCAGCGCCUACCAUUACGACCCCUGCUGCAAAAAGAGUGAGCUGCACAAGUUCAUGCCCAACACCCAGCUCAACUACAAGUCCACCCAGCUCUCCCAUAUCGUGUAUAGAUAGGCUCGACCCUGCACCUCCCUGCGACAAGGGCUACACCACUGACCGUUCUGGUUCCACGGGGAAGAAGUGUUAAUGCAUUGAUCUCAAGCAGAGCCCUGCACUUGACCAUGUAGGUGUCGGGCCAGCCACACCGUGUGGGAGUUCUCUUAGCGACUCAGUUGUUUCAACCAAUGGUUGCUUUGUUGCCUGACAAGUGAGAGUGGCACUUCCGUUCCGAUUUGUUCUUGCUAAUCUCUCCACUCCCUAUGCCGUCUUUUUGUUUUGUUUUGUUUUUUAAUUGAGAAUUUCUAUCUUGGGGACUCUUGCCCUGCCUACCCCUCCCACCACAAAGCCAACUUGGACUGGGAAGGGCCCUCCAGGUCACUUUCAGAUGCCCACCUGGAGCGGUGAGCUAGAGGCCUGUUGGCUUGUGAAAUGAGCCCUCCUGCCACACUGGGCCUCUCCCAAUGGCUCAUCCCUUCGCUGCCCUGUCCCAGAUACAAGGAUCCCCACCCGAGCUCCGUGCCCCCCGAUUUCCUUGCCUCUCUAGGUUUCACAGGUGAACCGAGCCCAGUGUUAGUCAUCCUGUUGCCACCACAGCCCACUUCAGCCCAUGGUGUUGGUGCACUUUGCUCCAGUGCCGUGAACUGUGGACCUUCCACAGCAGGGCUGGCUUUUCGCUCUUUCUGUUGUUUGCACAUGCCCCUUACUGUACUGUAAAUAGAUAUUUUUGAGAUUUAUUUUUAAAUAAAUAUUCAACUUGCAGUGUGUUUCCAAAUGGUUAAAACAGUGAAUUAUGUAGCUAUUUAUACAAACGCCCUGGGUUCUUUAGUCUUCCAAGGGAGGCCUCAUGCCCUUCCAUGUUGUGUCCUCCACAUACCACAGCCCGAGGUAGAGUGGAGAGUGUGGGGCAGAGGAGGGACAGAGACCACGUCCCCGAGUUGGUGGACAGCCACUGUCUUCCCUACAGUAAAUCUAUACACCUACCUCCAGUGUGCACUUCGGGGGUUGGUACAGACCAAGAGGUCUGCGCACCUGUGGACUGUGAUGACCUAGUGACAAUUCUGGAACCUCACCCUAAGGAUCUGCAGCCUGGUCUUACACUUGCUGAGUGUGAACCUUGCACUCCAAACUUCUCAAGUCUUGUUUCAGGAAGAAAAUCAUUUGUGAUUCUCCCCAUCUCAGUUCUCUUCACCUGUUCCCAGGACUCCUCUGCAACAUGUGAUCUUUUUGCACUAAAUGUGGUCAGGAGUUGGCGUGUGCCUGUCAGACAGACACCUCCUGAGAUACUCAGCUGAGCCUAAGUACUUCCCAACCCAAAGGCCCCUGAAACUCCUCGUGUCAGUGACGACCCUCGGAUUUUCCUUUUAGAGUGCGGAGCAAAAGUGGGGCAAGAAUCUGAAAAUAAAACCGCUUCCUUGUGAACUAGUAAUGUAUUUUAGCCAUAAGUGUAUGUGAUGUACAGAAUACCAUAGGAAUUUACGUGCAGUGGGUUUUCUGGUGAAAGGAGGUAGUCAGCUCUUGAGCAGGUUUAAAUCUGGCUGAAUCCUGAGGCCACUGUGAAUUCGCUGAUGUUCUUCCAACUCAGUUGAGUGAUUUUAAGGUUUUCCAAAUCUGGCUCUUUUUAUAUAUAUAAAUAUAUAUAUAUCUAGUAGAUCACAUGUAGAUACUCAAUGUGUAUAGAAGCUGAAUUUGAACCAACUUUAUUAUUCUGACAGCCCAUUCUGGGGCAUUCGUCUUUGAUGUUCUUCCUUGUCACAUUUCAGAAGUGUCGAUGCCUGUCCCACUUGUGAGAGCUCUAGUUUUCUAGUUUCCCAUUUCCAGAUCACUCUAGCACUACAGAACUCUUGAGCCAACCGUGAUGCCAGGUAACUUAUACAGGGGACAAAAGCAGGCACGAAUAACUUGUCCUGGGAGAGGAAGUUCAGCUUACCUAUCGUCACGGAGAUCCUGUGUUCGUGGACUGGAGUAGACUGUGCUCUGACCAUGCCCCUCCUCGGUGUGUAUCUUAUUGUAAGAGGUUGCUGUGAUUGAUAGUUAAAUAUAUGCUAACUUAAAAAAUGCAGAUGUUUUGCAUUUGAUUUCUACUAAGAGUUGAAGUGUUGAGAGAUGAUUUAAAAAAUGAUAAUAAAGUGUCUUCCAUUGUUAAAUGAA
Messenger RNA from Manis pentadactyla (Chinese pangolin), 4077 nucleotides. It is a transcript of the gene SPATA2, whose product is annotated as spermatogenesis associated 2. The record is from RefSeq and is a predicted model, not a curated record. The transcript has 4 exons. NCBI's taxonomy places the organism in Eukaryota, Metazoa, Chordata, Mammalia, Pholidota, Manidae. The coding region runs from base 388 to 1944 and encodes 518 amino acids. Gene Ontology annotation, cellular component: cytoplasm. Gene Ontology annotation, biological process: protein K63-linked deubiquitination; regulation of necroptotic process; regulation of tumor necrosis factor-mediated signaling pathway.